AUGUCUGAAAUGAAGAAGACGCACAAGCGGGCCAAGAUCAAGCGUUGGCUGAGAAGUUGGGUUUUCACUCCUCUAGGCAACGUGAGGAUCAAGUUGAUCAACAAGGUCGAGCGGAAGCGUCGAAGUAUCCCGGACGGCGAGCUCAAUCGGAUCGUUUCUGGGGCUCUCACUGAUCAGUAUCCGUGUCGCUUUUUUCGGGACCGCAAUGAUCUCCAAGUAUCGAGCCCAAGGAGGAGGUCGCUACUCGAGACUGAGUUUGACCCAUCUCUGGUAGAUCUGGUAGUUCCUAUGUCAAUACAGCCAGAAGGCCCACGACACCAGUCUUCUAGACUUGAUUCGGGUGUGGCCAACGGCCCUCUGGUUGACAGAGUCGCAAUUGCUUUGGCUACUGCCCAACCUAAGCCUCCCCAUGAUCCUCGUGGAAGCUGGCGAGGGGAUGAACAUUCUGUGCUGAGAAUCAUGAAUCCGGACCUGUCUAAUUUGAGUAGUGAGGAUGAGGAGUCUGAGGAGUCCGGUCCAAUUUCUGUAUUUGAGGUUGAUAGGAAUGUGUACGGGCUUUGCGCACUUAGAGAAAGCAGCCCAGCCUUACAUGCCGAGUUAAGUGGUGAAGAAACGCAAUUUGGGCAGUCACCUUCUGUCUUGGUAGCCAAGUCUGAUGUUGGGAUGGCCGGUCUCCCAGGGAUUGAAGAGCUGGCUUUUCAAGUCCCAGAUUUGUAUUUCAUCCAUCAACCCGAUCCUCCAUUAUGCUGUCUCAUCUCCUCAGCUCUUCGAGACUCCAGCUCAUCUGUUCUCUUCGAGAAUGGUAUCUGCUCAUGUGCUCACGCCUCACACGGUGUUGAACCAGUUAUUCAACAUAUGUCCUCAUCUAUGUCGCGAUCAUCCAUCAAGAGUGCCAAUUCCCAGAUAAGCACCAUGGAUUUCCUCAUCCGCCAAACACAGAGAAAGCGAGAUAUCAUCUUGAAAAAUCGUUAUAUCUCGCCAUAUGUUCCCUUACAACCACGACCACUCAUCAUUCGAAAAAAGUGUAGUGUCACCCUCGAGAAAACAGGGAAUGAUGUCCUGCCCCCGGUUCCUGUAGAGACACCCCACGAUGUGACAGCACCAGUACAACGCCCACCAUACAGUCUCCGCCGUAAAAUCCAACACGGCUCAUUACCUCCCCUACCUCAUUCGACACCCAGUACCUCAUCCAUUUUCUCUUCUUCAUCUGAACCAGCAAACCCCAGCUCUCGACCACCCGGCAUUUCAUCCACCACUCCUUCUGCCUCUGCCUCUGCAUCAGCAACACCCGGUGAUAUCCCACAGUACCCUGACCGACCAACAUCAAUGUGCGGUGGCUGUCUCGCAGGACGACACCGCUCUCUCCACAGUCAUCCCUAUCAUCGCCGUGGUGACAACAGCCUGCAAUUUGGAAAUCCCCCGCUCCCAUACCCACUUAGCCCCCGAGAACCGACCCGCCUUCCAGCUGGCAUUGACGGUUUGCCGACUUCGCUCAGGGCUGGCCCGCAGUGCCGGCACUGUACGACCCGUCAAUCUGGGGUUGUCUCUCCCCCAGUGUUAGUUGGUCCUCGGGGGUUGAAUCGUGUCUCCGUCUCCUUCUCAGACACCGCACCUGACUCCCCAUGGGCUGGCCCUGUAGGUCCCAGGGGGUUCUAUGCUGAAUCCGCAGAUGACUUGCCUUUGCCUGUUGAAUCAGAUCGCAUCGCGGAGAGUGUUGGUUCAUCUGGAUUGGAAAUGUGUCUAAUAGCAGGAUCGGCUGCGCAAAUCCGGAGAUACCGUUGA
Messenger RNA from Penicillium samsonianum, 1782 nucleotides. RefSeq lists its product as uncharacterized. The record is from RefSeq and is a predicted model, not a curated record. The coding region runs from base 1 to 1782 and encodes 593 amino acids. The transcript has a single exon. NCBI's taxonomy places the organism in Eukaryota, Fungi, Ascomycota, Eurotiomycetes, Eurotiales, Aspergillaceae.